Molecule: messenger RNA, 420 nt
Organism: Homarus americanus (American lobster)
Lineage: Eukaryota; Metazoa; Arthropoda; Malacostraca; Decapoda; Nephropidae
Product: basic proline-rich protein-like
Exons: 1
Coding region: 1-420 (139 amino acids)
Source: RefSeq, a predicted model, not a curated record
AUGGACCAUUGUAGGGGCGGCAGCAUCCCCAGGGACCCACCAAGGGACGACGGCACGACAAGGAACACUCCCAGAGGCUGUGGCGCCGGGCAGGGACCUUUCAUGAGCGGUGACGCUCCCAGGGGUCCUGCAAAAGAUGGUGGCCCUUCCAGGGCCAUCCCAGGGGUGGUGGUAUUCACCGGGUUCCCACUUAGGGACAGUGCUAUGCCCCGAGGGACUCUCCCAGAUGCGGUGGCGGCCCCAGAGACACCUUCAGGGUCAGCGAUGCCCUCAGGGACCCUCCAGGGAAAGUGGUGCACACCAGGGGUCCUCCCAGGGGUGGUGGUGCCCCCAGGGGCCCUUCCAGGGUCAUUGGUUCCUCUAGUUGUUCAGCCAAAGGCUUUAGCUCCCCCAGGGGCAGUUGCGCCCCCAGGGGCUUGA